This is a messenger RNA of Eruca vesicaria subsp. sativa (arugula), 669 nucleotides long. The record is from the annotation of a GenBank genome assembly. Lineage: Eukaryota; Viridiplantae; Streptophyta; Magnoliopsida; Brassicales; Brassicaceae.
AUGGAGCAGCCUUAUGUGUACGCUUACCCACCAGGCACAGCCCCUUCGGCUCCUCCGCCUCCACAAGCAGGGGGCGUCGCGGGAGUGAUAGUGGAUCCAAGGUUCUGUGCUCCGUACCCUGUGGAUCUUGCGAUCGUGCGGAAGAUGAUGAAGUUGACUGAUGGUAACUUCGUUAUAACGGACGUUAACGGGAACUUGUUGUUCAAGGUGAAGGAGCCCGUCUUUGGCCUUCACGACAAGAGGAUCUUAUUGGAUGCUUCUGGAUCUCCGGUCUUGACUUUGAAAGAGAAGAUGAUGAGCUUGCAUGACAGGUGGCAAGUAUUUAGAGGAGGGAGUACGGAGCAGAGUGAUCUGCUGUACACGGUGAAGAGAUCGUCGAUGCUUCAGUUAAAGACCAAACUUGAUGUGUUUUUGAGUCACAACAAGGACGAGAAGAGAUGCGAUUUCCGAGUCAAAGGGAGCUGGCUCGAGCGCUCUUGUGUCGUCUACGCCGGCGAAUCUGACGCCAUCGUUGCCCAAAUGCACAAGAAGCACACGGUGCAGAGCGUGUUCUUGGGAAAAGAUAAUUUCUCGGUGACGGUUUAUCCAAACGUGGAUUAUGCCUUUAUUGCCUCCCUCGUCGUCAUUCUCGAUGAUGUUAACAGAGAAGACCGCGCUGGCAGCAGCUGA